GGCUUUUGCCCCCCUUUAAGUUUCAUUUCAAAUUUUCGUCUGUUUCUUCUGUCUCUCUGAUUCUCCGUCAUAUCUUCAUUGAUUUGAAUCCCUACACUCAUUUCUCAUUCUCAAAUUUCUCGCUCCGUUCUUUUUAAUUACUGGAAUUAUAAAAUAGAUAUUAGAGAUCGUGAUUAAUUCUCCGUUUUGAUUCUGUAUCUGCGUUAAGAGUUUGGAAUGGAGGGGUUGCCUACUACCACGAAAGGAGAGAGACGAUGGAGAUCGAAGAAUAUACAGACAUCCAGUCCUUCUUUGCUGAUGGCUUUUUUAUCUUGCGUCGCUUGGCUUUAUGUCGCUGGCCGGUUGUGGCAAGAUACAGAGAACAGAAAAUUGCUUUCUGAUAUUCUUAAGAAGAACCUUGAACAGAGACCAAAGGUUCUUACUGUUGAAGAUAAGAUGAUGGUCCUAGGAUGCAAGGAUCUAGAUAAGAGGAUUGCAGAAGCAGAGAUGGAUUUGACCUUAGCUAAGAGCCAAGGGUACCUCAAGAACCAGUUGCGAACAAGUGAGUCUUUUUCAGAAAAAAAGCUUCUUGUAGUUAUUGGUGUUUAUACAGGAUUUGGUAGCUACUUGACGCGACAAACAUUUAGAGCAUCUUGGAUGCCUAGAGGCAAUGCACUAAAAAAACUGGAGGAAAGAGGGGUAGCGAUACGAUUUGUGAUUGGUCGGAGCGCUAAUCGAGGUGAUAGCUUGGAUCGCAAUAUCGAUGAGGAAAAUCGUAAGACAAAGGAUUUCUUGAUUCUUGAGGGUCAUGAGGAGGCUCAAGAGGAGCUUCCAAAGAAAGUAAAAUUCUUCUUCAGUACUGCAGUUCAAAAUUGGGAUGCUGAGUUUUAUGUAAAAGUUGACGAUAAAAUUGACAUUGACCUCGAGGGAUUGAUUGGACUUCUUGAACACCGACGCAGUCAAGACAGUGCUUAUAUUGGAUGCAUGAAGUCGGGAGAGGUGUUUUCUGAAGUGGGAAAGGAUUGGUAUGAACCUGAUUGGUGGAAAUUUGGGGAUCAGAAAUCGUAUUUCCGACAUGCCACUGGUUCCCUUUUUAUACUCUCCAAAAAUCUUGUUCGGUAUAUCGAUGUAAACAGUGCAUCUUUGAAGACUUAUGCUUUUGAUGAUACAUCUGUGGGAUCUUGGAUGAUGGGUGUCCAAGCAACUUAUAUAGAUGAUAAUCGUCUUUGCUGCGGUAGCAUUAAACAAGAUAAGGUGUGUUCUUUGGCUUGAGAAGAGAACAUGGGUAACUUUUCAUCAGUAUUGCAUUGAAGUCAAGGUUUGAGUGCAACGUUACCAUACAGAAUACAGCAGCAAUAAGGUACUUUCGAGAGUGCCGAGUGGAUUGGUUUAGAAGAUGUAUAUAUACAGGAUUUAUUUAAGAGGGUGAACACAGGUUAAUCUGCAAUCUCUGUUAAGUACCUAACUAUUGGGAGGAAGCAUGAUUCUGUUUAAUAGGUUUGACCGGAUUCCGAUUGUAGUAUUUCUUCCUUAAAUGUAAUAGCUGCAAUUUUCC
Messenger RNA from Hibiscus syriacus, 1534 nucleotides. Its product is annotated as hydroxyproline O-galactosyltransferase HPGT3-like. Lineage: Eukaryota; Viridiplantae; Streptophyta; Magnoliopsida; Malvales; Malvaceae. Gene Ontology annotation, molecular function: hexosyltransferase activity. The record is from RefSeq and is a predicted model, not a curated record. The coding region runs from base 217 to 1251 and encodes 344 amino acids. Gene Ontology annotation, cellular component: Golgi membrane. The transcript has 12 exons.